Molecule: messenger RNA, 669 nt
Organism: Aspergillus niger
Lineage: Eukaryota; Fungi; Ascomycota; Eurotiomycetes; Eurotiales; Aspergillaceae
Exons: 1
Coding region: 1-669 (222 amino acids)
Source: RefSeq, a predicted model, not a curated record
AUGGCUCCACCAGACUACUCCCCCUUGAGCCCCGCAGCACACCGUCGUGGUAUCAGCAUACGAGCCCUAGUUAGCACCAUUCUAGCCUCCCUCCUCCUCGGCCUCCUCGUCGGAAUUGCGCUAACCACCGCUAUCCACCCCCUCACCGUGCCCCAAGUCCUCACCAGCGCCCUCAGCCAUGCCUUCACAUCGUCCCCACCCGCGGUACCCGUGGCCGGGGGCUUCGUCUUUGACGCCCAAACCGGCGAGGCCAAGUGCGGUACGCACUGGACGGAAGCCAAGCGCCUCGGGUGCCACUUCGACGUGAUGGCGUCGCGGUGGUACUCGCCUGACUGCUUUAACCAGGGGGUGCUGGACGAGAUGCUGACCGAGGUAGACUUCAGGUGGUAUGCUGAUCGCGAGCAUACCCAAGAGGUGGCUAGAGAGCGGGUGCUGGCAGGCGAGUUCGAGGCUGUCUACCCGGAUAACGACUACCACAUCAUGCACUGCUUGUACCUGUGGCGCCGGUUACAUUCUGCCGUGCUGGAGCACCGCUUUCUGGACGACGAUGUGUACAGCUAUGAGCAUACGCUUCACUGUACACGCUUGAUUAUGCAGUGGCCACGGGGGCUGAAUUCAACUACGAUUGCGACGUCGGGAAUUCCGUAUUGUAGGGCGACGCCCAUGUGA